CACUCCGGUUCCCUUCCGUACCGCAAUGAUGCAUUAGUUCCAUCAUGCGGGGUAGCUGGAUACCGAAUCGGGGUAGAUACCCGCUAAGGACAUCCAUCUGUCAUGUGCGAAUAGCUUCGGAUGAAGUUUUAGGUUAACGUACUAGCUAUAGCAGAUAGCUAGAGCAGAUAACUAACUGUCUUACUGCUAGUAUGUCAUGCCUACUAGGCAGGUAGUUAGGUUUAGCUGGAUUUAAAUAUUGUGUUAGGGAGCCCUGGUACCAUCUGUUUGCAUUCCGAAUUUGACGGCAUCGACUCGGGGUCAUAUCCUUGAAUAUUUGGACAUGCUAAUUGUAUCCCAGUCCUUAAUCCAGUAAGAUGACAUCGAUACCGGAGGACCAGCAGAAGAACUACGAGAUAUUCCGGGACUGUCUCUCAACAGCGCUCAUAGAGAAGAUCUCGCAACCCCAAUCAAAGCCGAAGCGAAAGCCUCGAUCAAAAAGGCAUUCAACCGCAUCGCAGACACGAAUUAGAAACGGAAAUGCUACGAAGGCGCCGGACGUGGACGUGGACGUAGACGCGGAGGCAGAGGCAGAAGCAGAAGCAGAAACAGACUCGGAUCUCAGCAACGCAGAUUCCCUCGCCGACUUUGCAGAUUACAUCGCGGCCGAAACCUUCCGUGCGCUCCCCGCCGAGCUCAAAACCCUCGACUACCACUCAUACGUUAAGGACGCAGACCUACAAUCGCGGUACGCCUUACCCUUCACGGGAUUUGAUACGCCGCAACUGCUCCCCUCCCUGGACCCCUCUGUCGCCGACUCCCUGUCCGCGUACGCGAUAACGCGCGAGCCUACUCAGGGCGUCGACGAGUUCCUCGCCCCGAUCUUGACUUCCUAUCUAACCGCUCUAUCCACGCCGCCCCCAGCUCCCCGCGCCACGCUGAGAGAGGCGGAGGGCUGCGAGCUGUGCGGGAGAGACUGGAUCAACUUAUCGUAUCAUCACCUGAUCCCUCGGUUCGUGCAUGCGAAGGCGGUCAGGCGCGGUUGGCACCGCGAGGAGGACCUGCAGAAUGUGGCGUGGCUGUGCGGCGCGUGUCAUCGGUUUGUGCAUCGGUUCGCGGGACACGAGGAGCUGGCGCGGAAGUAUUAUACGGUGGAGUUGUUAAUGGAGGAGGAGGGGGUGAAGAGGUGGGUUGACUGGGUGGGGAGGUUGAGGUGGAAGGGGAGGUGAUCUAUCGUCAUCAGUUUGUCUUGUCUCUGAAUGGAGGAGGAAAUUUCGCAAUAAAAGAUCAACAGUGUCACCACCGUUCGGGUUCGAACUAGGUAGGAUACCUAGAAGAGAAGCUAGGUGACAAAAGAAAUAUAUAACAUAUAACUAGGUAAGGACGGCUACGUAUUACUAUUCCUAUUACCAC
Messenger RNA from Annulohypoxylon truncatum, 1392 nucleotides. RefSeq lists its product as uncharacterized. Lineage: Eukaryota; Fungi; Ascomycota; Sordariomycetes; Xylariales; Hypoxylaceae. The record is from RefSeq and is a predicted model, not a curated record. Bases 357 to 1208 code for a protein of 283 amino acids. The transcript has a single exon.